Messenger RNA from Dermatophagoides pteronyssinus (European house dust mite), 3784 nucleotides. RefSeq names its product Leucyl-tRNA synthetase (gene LeuRS). Gene Ontology annotation, biological process: leucyl-tRNA aminoacylation. Gene Ontology annotation, molecular function: leucine-tRNA ligase activity; aminoacyl-tRNA deacylase activity; ATP binding. The record is from RefSeq and is a predicted model, not a curated record. NCBI's taxonomy places the organism in Eukaryota, Metazoa, Arthropoda, Arachnida, Sarcoptiformes, Pyroglyphidae.
CAAUGCAGUGUUUGCAUCAUUUGUGUUUGAUGUGUUGAAAUCGGGAAGAAUUUUUCAAAUUUUCCACGUGGAAACAUUUUCAUUAAUUUAAUUUUUAUUUGUUGGCAAUGGCUAAACCAGCAAUUGCUAAAAGUACGGCCAAAUUGGAUUUUUUUCUUAGAAUUGAAUCCGAAAUCCAAAAACAAUGGUCCGAUGAUAAAAUCUUCGAAAUAGAUCCAACCCCAGAUGGUAAACGAAAUGAUCCUGAAGAAAAAUACUUUGGAACUUUUCCUUAUCCAUAUAUGAAUGGCCGUGGUCAUAUUGGUCAUACGUUUUCAUUGACCAAAUUAGAGUUCGCAAUGGGCUAUUUUCGACUCAAAGGAAAACGAUGUCUUUUUCCAUUUGGAUUUCAUUGCACUGGUACACCGAUAAAAGCCUGUGCUGAUAAAUUGAAACGUGAAGUUGAACUUUAUGGUUGUCCGCCACAAUUUCCUGACGAAGAUUCUACACCCACUGAAGAAAAAACGGUUGAACAAGUUCAAGAAAUAGAAAUAAAAGAUAAAUCAAAAAGUAAAAAAAGUAAAGCGGCUGCCAAAUCUGGUUCGUUUAAAUAUCAAUGGCAAAUUAUGCAGGCAUUGGGUUUAUCCGAUGAUGAAAUUGUCAACUUUUUGGACGCUGCUUAUUGGUUAAAAUAUUUCCCUCAAAAAUGGAUUGAAGAUCUUAAAAUGUUAGGCAUCCGUGUUGAUUGGCGUCGUUCUUUCAUAACAACCGAUGUCAAUCCUUAUUAUGAUUCCUUUGUACGCUGGCAAUUUAUUCGCCUUAAAGAGAAAAACAAAAUUAAAUUCGGUAAACGUUAUACAAUUUAUUCACCAAAAGACCAACAACCUUGUAUGGAUCAUGAUCGUUCAUCUGGCGAAGGCGUUGGACCGCAAGAAUACACCUUAAUUAAAUUGCAAGUUAUCGAACCCAUUCCGAAAAAUUUAGAAAAAUUCGCAAAGAAAAGCAAAAUUUUUUUGGUUGCUGCAACAUUAAGACCUGAAACAAUGUAUGGCCAGACGAAUUGCUGGCUACGACCAGAUAUGAAUUACAUUGCCUAUAAGAUAAAUACUGGGGAAAUAUUCAUUUCUAGCCGUCGAUCGGCAGCAAAUCUUUCAUAUCAAGGCUUAACGACAAAAUUUGGCCAAGUGGAUUUGGUAGCCGAAUUAAAAGGUUCAGACUUGAUUGGGGUCAAACUUAGAGCUCCACUUUCUGCCUACGAAUUCGUUUAUGCCUUGCCCAUGAUGACUAUCAAAGAAGGUAAAGGUACUGGAGUUGUAACCAGUGUUCCAUCAGAUUCACCUGAUGAUCAUGCUGCAUUGACUGAUCUAAAAAACAAGGAAGCACUUCGAUCCAAGUUUAAUAUUACCGAUGAAAUGGUUUUGCCAUUUAAUGCUGUACCAAUCAUUGAAAUUCCCGAUUAUGGUAAUCUUUGUGCUGUCCGUAUUUGCGAAGAAUUGAAAAUCAAAAGUCAGAACGAUACUGAAAAAUUGGCCGAAGCGAAAGCAAAAGUCUAUUUGUCAGGUUUCUACGAUGGUAUCAUGUUGGUUGGUGAACAUGCAGGUAAAAAAGUUUCUGAAGCAAAACCAUUGAUACAAAAAAUGCUUUGUGAUUGCGGUGAUGGUGUCAAGUAUUAUGAACCGGAAAAACAAGUAUUAUCCCGUUCAAAUGAUGAGUGUGUUGUUGCACUCUGUGAUCAAUGGUUUUUGGAAUAUGGUGAACAUAAAUGGCGUGAACAAACAGAAAAAUGUCUUCGUGAUUUGAAUACCUAUUCGGAAGAAGUGAGGAGAAAUUUUGAUUUUACUCUGAAUUGGUUAAAAGAUCAUGCUUGUAGUCGACAAUAUGGUCUUGGAACACGAAUGCCUUGGGCAGAAGAAUGGUUAAUCGAGUCCUUAUCAGAUUCGACCAUCUAUAUGGCCUAUUAUGCGAUUGCACAUUAUCUUCAAGGUGGUGUGCUAGAUGGCCGUGGUCAAUCUCCACUUGGCAUUAAACCAGAACAUAUGACACCUGAAGUAUGGGAUUACAUUUUUUUCCCCAAUGCCGCAUAUCCAAAGAAUUGUUCCGUGUCGAAAGAUAAACUUGACAUUCUGAAACGUGAAUUCGAAUAUUGGUAUCCAAUGGAUAUUCGUGUUUCGGGAAAAGAUUUAAUUCAAAAUCAUUUAACAUAUAUGUUGUAUAAUCAUACUGCUAUUUGGGAUGAUCAUCCUGAAUUCUGGCCUCGAUCGGUUCGUACAAACGGUCAUCUUUUAUUGAAUAAUGAAAAAAUGUCCAAAUCGACUGGAAAUUUUCUCACAUUACGUGAUGCUAUUCUAAAAUAUUCAGCCGAUGGCGUGCGAUUUGCAUUGGCUGAUGCUGGUGAUGCAAUUGAAGAUGCUAAUUUUGUUGAAAAACAAGCGGAAAAUGGUCUACUUAAAUUGUAUGCAUUCAUCGAAUGGUGUCGUGAAAUAGUUGAUCAUUUAGAUUCAUUACGAAAUGAUGAUCCCAACGUAUUGUUUGAAGAUAUUGCUUUCUCCAAUUUGAUGGACGAUUUGAUUAUUAAAACUGAAUCUAAUUAUAAAAACCUUAUGUUCAAGGAAGCAUUGAAGACAGGAUUUUUUGAAUACCAAGAUGCUCGUGAUAAAUAUCGAGAACUAAGUAUUCGUUCGGGUAUGCACCAAGGUCUUAUCCUUCGAUUCAUUGAAACACAAGCAAUUAUGUUGUCGCCACUCUGUCCACAUUCGGCUGAAUACAUUUACAAAGAAAUUUUACGACGUCCCGGUUCUAUACAGCAAGCUGAAUGGCCUAUGACCAAACUACCAGAUCAGAAUUACCUGCAAAUAUUUGACUAUUUUAUUGAUGCAUGUCAUCUAUUUCGUGUACGAUAUAAAGCCUAUAUGAUACAAACUAGUUCAAAAGGAAAAUCUGGCAAACAAUCGUUAUCAACAUCAGGAUCCAUAAAUAAGAAAAAUUCAGCUAAAUCCGAUCGACAACAGCCACAAAGACCUACACAUGCUAUCAUUCAUGUUGCUCGUAGUUUUCCACGAUGGCAGUCGAUUAUUUUGGCAUCAUUGAAACAGAUGUAUCACGAAAACAAUAACAAAUUACCGGAGAAUCAUAUAAUAGCAAGUAGAUUGAGCAAGAUUAAUGAUCUAAAGAAAUAUAUGAAAAAAGUCAUGCCAUUCGUCGAAAUGAGAAAACGAUUGUUUCAAACAUCAGGCGAAAUCGUUUUUGAAGAUCGUGCACCUUUUGAUGAAUUGGCUGUUCUGCAACAAAAUUAUGAUUAUCUUGUUUCAACAUUAGAUCUUUGUGGCAUCGAUCUUCGUUAUGCGGAUGAAGCUGAUUCACGUAUUCAGGAAGAAUGUUGCCCACAAGAACCGUUCAUUUCGUUUCGUACGGAACCAUUCGUUCCAGUGACCUGUAUUAACACUCAACCAAUGGUUGCAUGUUUUGAAAUGGCUAUGCCUGUUUACCAAGAUGAUUCAGUCAAAUCUAUCGCUGAUCGUUUAGCAAAAGAAACAAAAAAUAAAGAUUCGCGUAUUAAAAUUCUUCGAUACAAAGAUGUUGAAUUGGGCCCAAGAUGUUUUCCAUCUGUUGAAACUUUUAACCACAUUUUAAUGCCCAUUGACUGUGAAGGAAAAUUUUCGGUAGAUUUUGAAACCAAAACCGUUUCAUUAUUAGAAAAUGGGCAAUCAAUUCCGUUAGGAAAUUAUCUCAUUUAUCAAAUUUGAUUGUUUUAUUAUUUAUUUUCGAGCAAAAAAAAUUAUUAAAAAAUUAUUUACACUUUUUUCAA